Messenger RNA from Apus apus (common swift), 4713 nucleotides. RefSeq names its product mutL homolog 3 (gene MLH3). Bases 55 to 4344 code for a protein of 1429 amino acids. The transcript is spliced from 12 exons. Gene Ontology annotation, cellular component: mismatch repair complex. The record is from RefSeq and is a predicted model, not a curated record. NCBI's taxonomy places the organism in Eukaryota, Metazoa, Chordata, Aves, Apodiformes, Apodidae. Gene Ontology annotation, molecular function: ATP binding; mismatched DNA binding; ATP hydrolysis activity. Gene Ontology annotation, biological process: mismatch repair.
UGGAGAAGUGAGCUCCCUGCAGUUUCUGGAGUUUGUCAUCUGUCUGAUUUUAACAUGAUUAAAUGUUUGGUGGAAGAUGUGCGAGCCAGGCUGCGUUCUGGAGUGACUAUCAACUCAUUGGGGCAGUGUGUUGAGGAGCUUGUCCUCAACAGUAUUGAUGCCAAAGCAACAUGUAUAGCUGUCAGGGUGGAUUUGGAAGCUUUUAAGAUCCAGGUGGUGGACAACGGCUCCGGAAUGGGGAGAGAGGACUUAAAUGCAAUGGGAAAGCAGUACUUCACCAGCAAGUGCAGCUCAGUGGCAGACCUGGAGAACCUGACAUUCUAUGGCUUUAGAGGGGAGGCUGUAGCAAGCAUAGCCAACAUGGCCAGUGUAGUGGAAGUUUCAUCUAAGACCAGCAAGACAGCAAAAACGUUUGUGAAACUAUUUCACAGUGGGCAAGCACUGGAAGCCUGUGAAGCUGAACUGAACAGACCAAGUGGCGGAACUACAGUGACUGUAUGUAAUCUGUUCCAUCAGUUACCAGUGAGGAGAAAGUGUAUGGAUCCUGUGUUGGAAUUAGAGAGGGUGAGACAGAAAGUAGAGGCUGUUUCACUGAUGCAUCCCUCUAUUUCACUUUCCUUAAGGAAUGAUGCUUCUUGCUCUACGGUGCUUCAGCUCCCUAAAACAAAAGAUGUGUAUUCUCGCUUUUGUCAAAUUUUUGGACUGGGCAGAUCACAGAAGUUACGAGAAAUAAAUCACAAGUCUGGGGGAUUUGAACUAAGUGGUUAUAUCAGUAUUGAAGGACAUUACAACAAAAAUAUGCAGUUCUUGUAUGUGAAUAAAAGGCUUGUUUUAAAGACAAGAAUACAUAAACUAAUUGAUUUUUUAUUAAGAAAGGAAAGUGUCAUUUGCAAGGCAAAAAGUGGCCCUGUGAGCAGACAGGCUAGUUCAAGUCCUGGUCGCCAUCGUUGUGGCCCGGAGUUGUACGGGAUCUUUAUUCUCAAUGUGACCUGUGCGUACAGUGACUAUGAUGUGUGUCUGGAACCUGCAAAAACACUAAUCGAGUUCCAGAACUGGGAUGUCCUUCUAACUUGCAUAGAGGAAGGAGUAAAAAUAUUUUUGAAAAGAGAAUAUUUAUUUAUUGAACCAUGUAACGAGGACAUCAGGGAAUUUAAUGAAGAUAAUGACUUUUGUUUGUGUAAUGCUCCAGUUCUGAAGCCCUCACUCUAUGAUGGGAAGAACAUCCAAGAGAGUUUUAAGAAAGCAUGUGAUGAAAUUGUGAAUUCCUAUGAAAUGUGUAACUUGCAAUCAAAAGAUGUCAAAAGGAAAUCUGUGACUGAAAAAAAAUCUUCAAAUCUUACAGAGUCAAAUAAAAAUCUACAGGAAACUGAAAUCACCCCAAGUCAGAAGAUUGCUGAAUCAUCUGAUCCAUGUGGAAACAACAAAGCGCAGAAUCCACUGCCCAGCAAAGGUGACACGGCUUCUGAUUUAAUUAUAUCAAGUAUCUCCAAGCAGGAGCCAAAAGACACCAGCAGUUCCCAAAAAGCAUCUGAUCUGAAACCUUCAGCAAAUCUUCAUUCCUCUUUCAGUGGAGGUGCCAGAUCAGAAACAAGAAAAGUAGACAGUGGUGCUGAGCUGCAGCAUUGUGCAGAGAAUUACAUAAAAGAUGUGGGAAGGCAGCAAGGCAAAGUAGUGCAGAAAAGCAAUGAGAUGUGUAUCUUCAAUAAUGAUGAUGCUCAUUCACCACCUGAGAGUGAAGACUCUAGUGAAACAGCGAUAGGAGCAGAAACUAUCUCUGGAAGUUCUCUGAUGAGACUGUGUAAUGCAGGAAGAGGAGACAGGGAAACUGCUGACACCACAGAUGGUGGUAGGAGAGGGGCUGUUAGUUCAAGACCAUUGACUUUGUGCUCUACAGGCCUCAGAACAUGUGUUGUGGAAAAUGAGCCCCCACAUGAAUGUGGUAAAACAGAAACAAAUCUUGCAUUAAAAACACAGUGUAGACCUGGCCCUACCAGUGCCAAGGGUAUUUUUGGCCACAAAGUGAAUUUUCCAAGUCAGUCUUUAAAUGCUAGGGAUAUUUCCAGUAAUACAAGUAAAAAGCACACACCUGCUUACACCAGAGAAGUAUUUGUGGCUCAUGGUAACAAGCAGUUAGAGAACAAAACUGUGUCAAAUCAGGUGACUGAGGGGACAGCUCUGCCUACUGCCAACAGCAAAAGACACUGUGAGACAUUGAAUGUUGCAGAAUUGCCACUCGCAGCUUCUUCAGGUAUUCCUCACAAUAAAGUUAUAAAAAGCACUAGAAGACAAAUAGCUGUGCCAAGACCUCAGCCCUCGAAGAAGCUGAGCUUGUGCACACAGCUGGGAUCAUUAGAAAAGUUCAGAAGAUACUAUGGGAGGGUCAAGUGUACGCUACCAGCACCAUUGUCAGAGCAGAGUGUUUUUAAUUUGCAAGCUAAUUGUGACUUUUCAAAGAAUGAGAAUGACAACCAUGGUAGUGUGAGCACUUGUGAAACUCCAACUGUGGAAGGUACAAAUUCUCAUACUAGUAGCCAAGUGUUUGAUUCUUUGGAAGGUACUUUAUUCUGCAGUGGAGAAACUUCACAGGACAAACAAGUCCUUUGUCAGAGUCCUUUGACUUUGUGUGAUUAUUCUCGGGGUAGUAAAAAAUACAUAAGUUGUAAAAGAUCUCCAGAAUCAUUAUCAUCCAAAUUGUCCAGAAUAAAAAGUGACCACAAGGAAGGAGGACAACUUGGUGAACACUUCCAAACAGAUUCAAGUAGAAAAGAGGACUGCUGUUUUGAUCUUGAAUCUUCAGAUGAUUUUUUGUACAAUGCUUGUCAAACAUAUAAAUCCUCAGUGGAAAAUACGAAGGAAUGUAAUGACAGCAUUUUGAAGGGGGUUUCAUGCUCACAGUCAGAUGGUAUGACAGCAGAGCUCAUGAAAAGUCCUGUCAGCCCAUCACCACUCAGCAUAGAAGGGGAGUGCACAGUCUCUUCAAGCAGUGUUUUAUCACUGCCUGCUAAAAAGGAUUGCACUAACAUCAUCUGUAAAGAUAAAAGUACAUUAGCUGAAUCCUCAGUACAAAAUUUGAAAGAUACUGACGUUUCCCAUAUGACCCUCCCAAGUAGCUUGGGAUUCUCUGCAGACAACACAAGCACAGGUGAUCCCAGGAAUGAUUUGUGGUCUGACUGGAUCCAAGAUUUUGAUGUUUCAUCAGGUAAGACGAUAUACAUCAAUAAAGCAACUGGACUGAGCACCUACGGCACUCCUCCUGCUGAAGGAUUUCAAGCUGCCUGCAUUCAAGAUAUCACAACGAUGGCUGUGAACAUUGUCUCAGAGAAUGGGAUUCAGUUCAGGUGCCAUCCCUUUAGAAGUGAGAUUGUGCUACCCUUCCUUCCUAGACCUCGAAAAGAGAGGACUCUAGCAAGCCAGGAUCUGAGAGAUGCUGAAGGGGGGUCUCUCCAAUCAUUGCUUUCAGAAUGGGAUAAUCCGGUUUUUGUCCCCUGCCCACAGAUUGCUGUUGAUGUGACCAGCAGUCAGGCUGAUGAUCUGGCUGUGAAAAUUCACAAUAUCUUGUAUCCUUAUCGUUUCACCAAAGACAUGGUUCAUUCAAUGCAGGUUCUUCAGCAAGUGGACAAUAAAUUUAUCGCUUGUGUAAUAAACACUAGGAAUGAAAUGGAUAAAAAGGCAGAUGGAAACCUCUUGGUUUUGGUGGACCAACAUGCAGCUCAUGAACGGAUCCGCUUGGAGCAGCUUAUUGCAGAUUCCUAUGAGAAGGAAGCUGCAGCAUGUGGCAAGAAGAAACUGCUGUCCUCUGCCAUCUCUCCCCCUUUGGAGAUUGAAGUUACCGAAGAACAAAGAAGAUUUCUACGAUGCUGCUACAAAAAAAUGGAGGACUUGGGUCUUGAAUUAUCAUUUCCUGAGACCAAUAGCUCCUUGAUUCUAGUGAGGAGAGUGCCACUUUGUUUUAUAGAAAGAGAAGCUGGUGAAGUACGACGGAAAAGACAACCUGUCUCUAAAAGCAUCGUGGAGGAGAUUAUUCAAGAACAAGUUGAGCUCGUGCAGACCACAGGAGGAGGAGCACAAGGGACACUGCCUCUGACCUAUCUGAAGGUGUUAGCUUCCCAGGCCUGUCAUGGAGCUAUUAAGUUUAAUGAGCAUUUGACUUUGGAGGAAAGCUGCAAGCUUAUUGAAACUUUGUCAUCUUGCCAUCUGCCCUUCCAGUGUGCUCAUGGAAGACCUUCCAUGAUGCCUCUUGCAGACACAGACCAUCUACAGCAGGAAAAGCAGCCUAAACCUAACUUGGCUAGGCUGCGGAAGAUGGCGCGAGCAUGGCAGCUAUUUGGGAAAAAAAGACCCUAAUCAAAAAGUGAGGAGUGUAAGCAGCAACCACUGCAAGUGGUGCAGGUCCCCAUAAUACCCUGUGUGUAGCCAAGUUCCUGAGUAACUGAAGUUCUGCUCCGAGUACUGACCUAAGCAGUAGAGACCAGCCAGGAGAACAUGGCAGGAGGAGCCCACCUGUGUAGCCUGGAGAAGCAUCUUCAAUGUUAAGCAAUUAUAUCUUAAGCCUGCACCUUAUGUCACUCCCUGACUAUGAGAGGCAAGAAAUUCCAGCUGCUCACAGUUACUGCAGUGCUUUUUCUCUGCAAAAAAGAGAUAUUUCUAAUUAAUGUAUUUUAUAGUCCUUUAAAAAGGGGAUAUAUUUAUUAAUAAAAUAAACAUUAAACUCUC